This is a messenger RNA of Scleropages formosus (Asian bonytongue), 1591 nucleotides long. Its product is annotated as probable tubulin polyglutamylase TTLL9. Lineage: Eukaryota; Metazoa; Chordata; Actinopteri; Osteoglossiformes; Osteoglossidae. The coding region runs from base 87 to 1391 and encodes 434 amino acids. Gene Ontology annotation, molecular function: tubulin-glutamic acid ligase activity; tubulin binding. Gene Ontology annotation, cellular component: ciliary basal body. The transcript has 14 exons. Gene Ontology annotation, biological process: microtubule cytoskeleton organization; protein polyglutamylation. The record is from RefSeq and is a predicted model, not a curated record.
ACGGAACUCGGAGGAACCGCAAAUUCUUCCAAAAAAUCGGGUGCAACUGGAUCUUUGGUCGUUUGUAAUGGGCCGGUUGAUGCGCGAUGUCUAAAAAUAAGACCACUGGAUGUAAAUGUCCCUGCGGCCACCAGAAGAGGAAAGAGGGAGAUGCAAGGGGAUGUGUGAGAUAUAGAUGUGGUUUGACCAACACCAUACAGGAUGUCCUCCGCCAGAGGCCUGGAUGGGUUGAGGUGAAAGAUGACGGUGAAUGGGACUUUAACUGGUGCGACGUUGGCUGGCUAAGAGAGAACUUUGAUCAUUCUUACAUGGAGGAGCAUGUGCGAAUAUGCCACUUCCGCAACCACUAUGAGCUGACACGUAAGAACCUGAUGGUGAAGAACCUGAAGAGGUAUCGCAAGACUCUGGAGCGUGAGGCUGGACGUCUGGAGGCUGCCAAGUGUGACUUUUUCCCACGUACCUUUGUGCUGCCCAGUGAAUAUGCCCUCUUUGUAGAGGAGUUCAAGAGGAGUCCAGGCAACACCUGGAUCAUGAAACCAGUGGCACGGUCACAGGGAAAAGGCAUUUUUCUGUUUCGGAAACUCAAGGACAUCGUUGACUGGAAAAAGGACGGCAGUCGCCUGGAGGAUCAGCGGGACGAGAACCAGGUGGAGAGUUAUGUGGCACAGCGAUACAUAGAGAACCCCUACCUCAUCAGUGGCAGGAAAUUUGACUUGAGAGUCUAUGUGCUUGUGACAUCAUAUGUGCCCUUGAAGGCAUGGCUGUAUAGAGAUGGAUUUGCCCGAUUCUCCGGCACACGCUUCUCCCUCAGCAGCAUUGAUGAUCAGUAUGUUCAUCUCACAAAUGUGGCAGUGCAAAAAACUGCACCAGAUUAUGACCCAGAAAAGGGCUGUAAGUGGCAGCUUCAGAAGCUGCGUCGGUACUUGACAGCGAAGCAUGGUGCAGAAACUGUGGAGACCCUAUUCAGGGACAUCGACAACAUUUUCAUACGCAGCCUACAGAGUGUCCAGAAGGUGUUUAUUAAUGACAAGCACUGCUUUGAACUUUAUGGCUACGACAUCCUCCUGGAUGAGGACCUCAAGCCAUGGCUGAUUGAGGUGAAUGCCUCACCUUCACUGACUGCCAGCAGCCAGGAGGACUAUGAGAUGAAGUAUCGUCUACUGGAGGACACCCUAAACGUUGUCGACAUGGAGGGCAGACUCAGUGGCAGGGAGAAGCGAGUGGGCGGUUAUGACCUCAUGUGGAACGAUGGUCCAGUCUACCGAGAAGAUUUCAGCCUGGACAGUCUUGGAAGCACCUGUUUCACAGCGAACACACACUUAGGUUGUGUCAAUGAUAGGAAGAAGCACCUAGGACAGCUCAAGGCAUUCUCUGGACAGAAGAGAGCAUAACAAUGCAUAGAUUCAAUCUGUUGUAAUCAUGAGACUGGAAUAAAGCAUUUGUAUAAAUUAACUGCCUCUUUGGCUGUAUACAUGGUAAUGGAAAGCAAGCAGUAUGAAACAGAAAGCAUUAUGGAGAGAGAGGCAACACAAAGUGAAUUAGAAUGACCAUAGUCACGUGGGAAGAAAAGCACAAUAACAGGUGUGAGCUG